Messenger RNA from Colletotrichum scovillei, 1095 nucleotides. RefSeq names its product profilin. Gene Ontology annotation, molecular function: actin monomer binding. The transcript has 5 exons. The coding region runs from base 428 to 823 and encodes 131 amino acids. Gene Ontology annotation, cellular component: cell cortex. The record is from RefSeq and is a predicted model, not a curated record. Lineage: Eukaryota; Fungi; Ascomycota; Sordariomycetes; Glomerellales; Glomerellaceae.
GCAUGACAUUGCUGGACUUUCCUGAACCAAAGCACCUCACAGUUGCCGGGGGGUGGAAGCAACGAGAAACAGAGGUAUUCGCCUACGAUGCCCGCGAUGCUGAAGAAAGUACCCCGCACCGCUACUCUGGCGCCAGCAAUGACCUCUCAGCAGGUAGCGUGAUACCCCGCCCGGCCCGCUGGACCUAAAAAUUGGUUUGCUGAGGUAUUCCUCGGAGGAGAGAGGGGCAAGCGUCAGGCAGGAAAGAGGAACAAGAAACAUCAACAGUCACAAACCGAAAUUCCUCCCCUCCAUAUCCCACACCGCGUCAAAGCUUGAGCUUUUUGCACACCCCCUUUCGACACAGAGAAGCUUCUUGUCUCUUUUUUUGUUAAUUUGCACCAGCGAGCACUAGUCUCUUAUUUCUUCCCGUCGUCCUUCCUUCAUCAUGUCGUGGCAAGCUUACGUUGACACCAGCUUGGUCGGCACCGGCCACAUUGACAAGGCCGCCAUCAUCAGCAUCGCCGGUGACAGCACGUGGGCGUCGAGCGCCGGUUUCACCCUCUCCGCCACGGAGAUGAAGGUCGUUGCCGACAUCGUUACCGGAAAGUCGGACGUCAAGGACAAGGCCUUUGCCGAUGGUCUGUUCAUCGGCGGCGAGAGAUACGUCAUGGCCCGUGCCGAGGAGGGUGCCAUUUACGCACGAAAGGGCAAGGAGGGUAUCGCCGUCGCCAAGUCGACCCAGGCCAUCCUUCUCGGCCACCACGGCGAGAACGCGCAAGCCGGCAGCGCUACUCUGGCGGUGGAGAAGCUGGCUGACUACCUCGUCAGUGUGAGCUACUAAGAAUACCAGCCCGGAUGGAGGAGAUGACGGCGUAGAGGAGGGGUCACGCGGGGGGAUUUUUGCAACUCUAGGAGAUAAACCCCUGGAGUUUACUGUGUGCGAGGCAGGCUGGGCAUCUCGCUCCCGCGUACACACGAGGAUGUUGACAAUACGAAUCGACGAACACUAGAUUAGCAAGAGUUUACCAAUGGCGGAAUCUUUGCUUAGCCGCGGCUACGUUCGAGUCCGAAAUGCGCCAACCAUGUAUGUCAAUGACAUGUCUUUCCGUCCCA